Molecule: messenger RNA, 4943 nt
Organism: Phycodurus eques (leafy seadragon)
Lineage: Eukaryota; Metazoa; Chordata; Actinopteri; Syngnathiformes; Syngnathidae
Gene: sh3bp4a
Product: SH3-domain binding protein 4a
Exons: 6
Coding region: 346-3201 (951 amino acids)
Cellular component (GO): cytoplasm
Molecular function (GO): protein binding
Source: RefSeq, a predicted model, not a curated record
AGCCUCAUCCAGUACAGAACAGUCUGGUGCACUAAAACUUCUGGACCCGGAAGAUAGCUUUAAUUUGAUCUAUUAACCUUAUAUAGGAAUGAGGCAACGUAGGGAGAAGAACAAACAACUGAGCAGUUACAGUGGAACGAACCUCUUAAGUCGAAUGCCACGGAGCCUGAGAAAUUUGGAAUUAACCCAAAAUUUAAGGAUGCCACUGAAGUUGCAAAGGGGUGCUAAUAAUCUCAAUUUGGAUGAAGAAAGCACACUCACAAGACUCUAGUGUCACCAUACCCGUCUUAUAUCUUUUCAAGAUGAAACGUGUCAAAUGAAUGGAGAACACUGUGAGGAUUGGCCAUGGCUGCCCAUCGACUCAUCAGCAUGACGAGCAGCAAUCACCUCCUUCCUCGCUGCAAGUCUGAGGGGACACUUGUGGAUCUCGGCGUGGGGGGGCCAGCCAGCCUCACUCAAAUCAGAGUGCCUUCUCCAAGUACCUUAAGACUGGACUCAUCAGCCUCCUAUGGGACUGUGCAGGAAGUGGUCGCCAUCAAGGAUUAUUGCCCCAGAGGUUUAACCACCCUCACAUUUUCCAAAGAUGAUCGACUCUUUGUUCUGGAUACAUCAGGCGGCGAGUGGUGGUAUGCGCACAAUAAGAAAGAAAUGGGAUACAUCCCUGCUUCUAGUGUCAAACUAGUCAACUUGAGGAAUUCUUCCUUCAGUGACAGCGGGAUGAUUGACAACCUUGACGAGGAAGAAGAGGAGUUGAAGGAGUUUGAAGGGUUAGGAGAGUGGGCAGGAGUGACAUUAAAACCCUCCCCAACUAACAACAACCAUCCCUUUUCUGAUAACCUCUUCAUCCAUCCGUUAAAUCAGAAGUGCAAAGAAGCAAGUGUAACAAAUGCGGCUGAUUUGAGUAUUUUCGAUACACUUGCACCUCCAAGUGGCUCCAAGUUUGACACCAAUAAUAUCAACUUUAGUGUCCUCAACAGUUGUCCCAACCAAGAAGGCAUGCAACACCUCUACAGGGAUAAUCCUCUUUUAAGGAGUAAGCGUUCCCAGUGUCUUUCCCAACUCUCUGUUCUUCAAACACAAUCGAAUCCAAACAUACCUUCAUCUUGUUUCUUCACGGAUUUGAAGGCGCCUUUGCCAGAGCAAUUUCAGAGUCGUGAGGACUUCAGAACAGCAUGGCUCAACCAUCGAAAGCUGGCCAGGUCAUGCCAUGACCUGGAAUCACUGGGCCAGAGUCCCGGGUGGGGUCAGACCCAGCCGACUGAGACAAGCAUUGCGUGUAGUUUAGAUAGCAGUGGAGGUGUGGUUCAACUCGCGGACACACACAUUACAAUGCACAUUCCUGAAGGUCACGUUUGCCACGGUGACUGCCAGCAGAUCUCCAUGAGAGCCUUACUGGAUCUUCCCCUGGAGCUCAACAAUGACAGUUGCUCCACUGUCAGCCCAGUGGUGGAGAUCAAGCUCAGCAACAUGCAGAUCAAGUCUUUUGUCACUUUGGAGAUUAAAGUAUCAGUCACAGUAAAGAAGGACAGCUGCCACUCCGCUGAAGUGCUUUGUGUUCGGAGCGACUGCAAAGACGGGCCUUACACGCCCAUUCCUGGUUGUUACUUUUAUAAGGACAUGGUCCAAGUGCGUCUGGACAGUCUUGAACCAUGCAUAUACGUGGCGGUUGUGGUUCAGUCACUGUACAUCAGUCACAACAUGACCGUGUGGAAUCACAUGCAGAGGAAGCUAACCCUUGGUGUUUAUGGGCCCAAGCACAUCCACCCUUCCUUUAAGACAGUUGUUGCCAUGUUUGGGCAUGACUGUGCCCCUAAGACCUUAGUGGUGAGCGAGGUGGGUCGUUCGGCCUGCUCCACCCCUCCAGUCACCCUCCAGUUGUGGGGGAAGCAACACUUUGUUCUAGGGUUCCCCCAGGACCUCCAAGUGUGGCUGUACCCCAGUGUAUCUAACUAUCAGGUGAAAGCGAGCGAUGGUGCUGGGAUGAUACCGGAAUUCCAACUUAAACUGGGGAAGGUCAGCCGGCUUAUCUAUAUGAUGUCAUCUCAUGACCCCAAUAGCAUCUCAGACUUCACUCUCAGGGUCCAAGUCAAGGACAUGCUGGACUGCAUCCUCACCCAGUUCUGCGUCCAUACGCCGCAACCGCCACCAAAGUCUGGAGCAAGGACGACGGGCCAAAGGAGAUUCUUGAAAAAAAGAGAAGUGGACAAGAUUGCCCUGUCGCCACUGGCUAUCACCUCUAAAUACCCAAAAUUUCAGGACCGGUGUGUUACCAGCCUAAAAUUUGGCAAGCUGAUUAAAACAAUAAUACGGCAGCACAAGAGCAACUACCUGCUGGAGUACAAGAAGGGCGAUGUGAUUGCUCUGCUCAGUGAGGAGAAAAUUAAACUAAGAGGGCAGUUACGUACCAAAGAGUGGUACAUCGGAUAUUAUCAGGGGAAGAUGGGGCUGGUCCAUGCCAAGAAUGUGUUGGUUUUGGGUAAGGUCAAGCCCAUUUACUGGUGUGGGCCAGACCUGACGACGAUGACGCUGCUAGAGCAAAUCCUCAAACCUUGUAAAUUUCUUACAUAUAUCUAUGCCACUGUUAGGACAGUUCUCAUGGAGAAUGUAGGAAAUUGGAGAGCGUUCGCUGAUGCACUGGGCUAUGGCAACUUGUCACUCAAUUAUUUCUGUCGGACUGAACUGGACAAUGAGCCGGAGAAGGUAGCAUGUGUUCUCGAGAAACUCAAAGAGGAGUGCACCAAUGCGGAGAACAAGGAGAGGAAGUCAUUUCAGAGAGAGCUCAUGAUGGCCUUGCUCAAGAUGGACUGCCAGGGUCUGGUUGCCAGAUUGGUUCUGGACUUUGUUCUUCUAACCACAGCAGUAGAGGUGGCAUCCCGCUGGAGGGAACUUGCAGAAAAACUGGCGAGGGUGUCCAAACAGCAGAUGGAGGCUUACGAGGCACCGCACUGUGAUAAAAGCGGCGUGCUGGACAAUGAGUCCAUGUGGAAACCAGCCUACGACUUCCUGUUGACGUGGGCAGCGCACGUAGGGGACAGCUACCGUGAUGUCAUCCAAGAGCUCCACUUGGGCCUGGACAAGAUGAGGAACCCCAUCACCAAGAGGUGGAAGCACCUGACCGGCACGCUCAUUCUCGUCAACUGCCUCGACAUCCUCCGAAGUGCCGCCUUCUGUCCAACUGGCUAUGGUGACUUUGCCAUCUGAGUUGCAAUGGUUACCAGUGUCCAAGGCCAGUCAAGCAUCUGUGCUCCCUUACCCAUGGCUAUGUGCCCUGCACUCCUGGUAUCAUCCACCAGUCCAGUAUUGAUAUUUUUUUUUCUUUUUCUUUUUCUUUUUUUUAAUGCCAGAGGUGUCGAAACCUUUCCUCCAAUGGCCACAGACAAAAACAUGUAAUGAUGCAAGCGUGACUUUGAAAUUCUUUGACUUGAAUUUAUUAAACACGCAAGCGAAUAAACAGGGGGUCCCAAAGGUCACAAUAAACUUCCUUUUUUCAAUUUUGUUUCCGAUAUCAUUUGGAAAGAUGGGAAGCCAUCAACAUCUACAUAUUAAGUUUUACAGUUGUAGUAAAUAUAUCAUUGGAGUAGCCUGGCGAGACAUUUUCUCUCCUUAUCCAGUGCCGUCCAGUACAGCCCUCCGGAUAGACUUUCCCUGGCUUUGCAUAAAGGCCUGCUUUAAAAGUGUUUUAGUCUUCUCAUCAGAGGUAGUAGUAGCAGGUUUUCCACUGUGUGGUUUGUCAAGAACUGAUCCUAUUUUGAAAAACUUGCCAUGGAUAGCGAAAAGUGUAUUAUACAUUAAUGCAGUGUGACAGCCAUAAACCUUCUCAAACUGGCACUGGACUGCAGUCGGGGCACAAAAACUGCAAAGCCAAAGCAGUCAAAUGCUUAUGGCCUCACAUCUGUUUGAAGGAUACCUAAAAUGAUACAGAAAAAAAGAAGGGUGAAGUGAUUUUUUGGGACACCCUGUAUAUUGUUCAAGAAUUGAAGUAAUUUUUGAAAAACUGCUACGUCACAGCUUUCUGUUAAAUAUGAUAUUGUAAAUAGUUUGGGAUUUUUCAGGAUUUGGGGGCAGAACGUGGCCCUGUAUCCCACUAAAAUAGAUCCACCACUGCACUGAACAGCAACCAAAUUACAUCUCCACAUUCAGAAUCGAAACAAGAACGUGCCCCUAAAUAAAAAAAUAAAGUUACCUGAAAUGGUUUUCUAUUGAGUAAUGCAUGAAAUGUCAGAAAUUGGCGGCUGUAUGGUGACUCCUCUGUAUGGUGACUCCUCACCCUUAUGAAAGUCAAUCUUGUCCCAGGUAAGUUGUACUGGCCUCACAGCUUCAUAACCAUCAACCACACAGUUGGGGAGAAGAUAGACGAUUUUGUGAAAAUAAUACAACAUUGUAAUCCUUAACGUACAGUAAAAGAAAGAAAGCAGGUUGGGAAACAAAUACAAAAUGAUUGUGAUAAAGUUCCCUUGUUUUUGUUGUUGUUUUUUUUUCUCAUUUGUGCAAUGCAAGAUUUGUGUUUAUUCAUUCGAGGUCCACUUUGUUUGUUCAUCUGUCAUUUUGAUAGAAUAACUGGUUUGGGGUGAAUUCUAUUCCCUCAACUGCAUUUCAGAAAACAUUUGGACUCCUGGUUUUCAGAGGUAGUGCCUUUAUUUUAAAAAAAAUAAUAAUGUUUAAGUGUUUCCCAAACAGAUCCUGUCUAAUAAUUUGUUCUAGAGUGAGUGUAACACAACCACUCCUAUGCAUUUAUCUUUGUAAAUUUUGUGGCCCACAAAAUGUGUCCAGUUCGACAACCCAUUGCCCCAUGAUUCUCCCCUCUACCUCCUUUUUUACAGCCUGAUUGAUAAUUGGUUAAAUUCAACAUGAUGAACUCUGGAGUCGAUUCGCCAAAGUAUAUGCGACUGCUUUGCUUUUUUACAUGUUUGCUUUGUUAAAUUAAAGACCUCAGCAUUUACAAA